AAGCUCCGGGCUGACGUCUUGCGUUCGCUUUCUCCGUCAAACAAAGUGUGGCUUGACGACGGAAGAGCAGCCCACAAACGUCCAAGGAGGUCAUUUGGACUCUGCGGAGGAGAAACGACAUGACGCCUCGGCGGUCCUAUGGGGCCGUGAACAGCAGAUGGACUUCCUUUCUGUGAUGGCUCUCCAGAAUCCCCACUGUCCUGUGUAGCAUCCACCUUUGUGGAGGCUGUGGGCUUCACACGACCAGGACCACCCUGUAACAACUGAAGGAGCUCGGAACCAUUGCCGUGGAAUUGUUGCUUGUCAUCCUUCGCAGGUGUAACCGAUCUCCUCGACUGCUCUGGGGCGCGUUUGGAGUCCGAGGUCUCUGCUGCGCUGGGUCCAAACACCGGAGACUCGAAGUGAAGGCCAGGACGAGCUUUAAGCUCCCCAGAGGAAUGCGGCGGAUGAACCACAUUAUCAGCAGGCUGGAAAGUCGGAGCAUUUGGAAAAGGAUACGGCACUGGCGGAUGGAACGGGAAGAGGAGCAAACGAGCGUAGAAAUCAGUGGUCCGACGGAGUCAAGAAUGGAUCCGGAGGGAAAAGUGGGUCUUGGUGCCGCUGGAAGUGAGGUGACCACCCACCAAAUCUUAUUGCUGGGACGUAGAGUGGUCGUGGAGGAGGACCUUCUCCUCCUCCUCCAGGUCCUCCAGAAGGAGCAAAGCUGUGGCAGGGACGGUGAGCUGCGACUGCUGGGUCCUGUAGCUGCUACUGCUCCUCAGCUGCUCGUCGCCCCCACCGCUCUUGAGAAAAUGGAGCAGCAAAUCGCCGCUGGGAGACGACACAUCCACGCCCAGUUCAUCCUCGGCCUGAGUAGUGGCAGUCAAGGCGGACAAGCUACUUGUGGCGGAUUCCACGUCAUGGCUGACUUCCAGCUCUCUGUGAGAGAAUCACUGCCCGCUACAUGACUGAUCGCCCCAGAAACCCCGAAACUCUAGAAUGCGCCCCGGCUUUCUAGCCGCCCCGGCCGCGGAGACGAGAGGAAUCGACGCGAUCGCCUGCAAAGCCUCAGCGUUCAGCUCAAUUUCCUAGAGAUCAUAAUCUCUAGGAAAUCGGCUACUCCGGCUCUAGGCCAGCGAAAUCGCGGCGCAGCGCCGGCGCUGGCGCUGCUGCAGCUUCUCGAGGCGAUCCUAG
Messenger RNA from Selaginella moellendorffii, 1173 nucleotides. RefSeq lists its product as uncharacterized. NCBI's taxonomy places the organism in Eukaryota, Viridiplantae, Streptophyta, Lycopodiopsida, Selaginellales, Selaginellaceae. Bases 438 to 947 code for a protein of 169 amino acids. The record is from RefSeq and is a predicted model, not a curated record. The transcript has 2 exons.